Molecule: messenger RNA, 1639 nt
Organism: Notothenia coriiceps (black rockcod)
Lineage: Eukaryota; Metazoa; Chordata; Actinopteri; Perciformes; Nototheniidae
Gene: mtmr6
Product: myotubularin related protein 6
Exons: 12
Coding region: 170-1534 (454 amino acids)
Biological process (GO): phosphatidylinositol dephosphorylation
Cellular component (GO): nuclear envelope; cytoplasm
Molecular function (GO): phosphatidylinositol-3,5-bisphosphate phosphatase activity; phosphatidylinositol-3-phosphate phosphatase activity
Source: RefSeq, a predicted model, not a curated record
CCGGAUGGAGGAGUAAAAUAAUUGACAAUAAACAUAAAUCUUAUGCCUCCGACAAAGUACAGGCCGUUUGUGCAGCAGUUUGAGGCAACAAACUAUCAAUGAUACAGUUAUCUCCGGAAGGCGUCGUGUGAAGAUUUGCAGUCGCUGACAGCUGUCUCUUUUCGGGGAAAUGGAGCAUAUCCGAACACCAAAGGUGGAGCAGGUGCGACUGUUGGAUCGCUUCAGCAACAAAUUUACAAGUGGUACACUGUACCUCACAGCCACACAUCUCAUCUUUGUUGAGAGCAGCUCCAACAACUCGACAUCUGCCGGACAGGAGAUCUGGAUCUUGCAUCACCACAUAGCGUCUGUGGAGAAGCUCUCCCUGACCACCACCGGCUGUCCUCUGGUCAUCCAGUGUCGCAACUUCAGGCUGGUUCAUUUUGUGGUGCAGAGAGAAAGAGACUGCCACGACAUUUACAGCUCGCUGCUGCGUCUUCUACGGCCUGUAUCCUACGAGGAGCUCUAUGCCUUUUCCUACAACCCCAAACAGAACGACCAACAGAGGGAGGAAGGAUGGCAGCUCAUCGACCUGGGGGCGGAAUUUGAGAGGAUGGGCGUCCCCUGCGACCAAUGGCAGCUCACAAACGUCAACAGAGACUACAAGGUGUGUGAGACAUACCCACGGGACCUGUAUGUUCCCAUCACUGCCAGUAAGCCUAUCAUUGUGGGGAGCUCCAAAUUCAGAAGCAAAGGACGCUUUCCUGUUCUCACAUACUUCUACCAAGAAAAGAAGGCGGCAGUAUGUCGAUGCAGUCAGCCUCUCUCCGGGUUCAGCGCGCGAUGCCUAGAGGAUGAGAGCAUGCUGCAGGCCAUCUGCAAGGCCAAUCACAACAGCCGAUUUGUCUACGUCAUGGAUACUAGGCCAAAGUUGAAUGCGCUAGCUAAUCGAGCAGCAGGCAAAGGCUACGAGAACGAGGACAACUACUCCAACAUCCGCUUCCAGUUUGUUGGAAUCGAAAACAUCCACGUGAUGAGGACCAGCCUGCAGAAAAUGCUAGAAUUGGCUGGGACUCGCUCUCUCUCCAUGAGCGACUUCCUGGUUGGCCUGGAGAGCAGCGGCUGGCUGCGGCACAUCAAGGCGGUUCUGGACGCAGCUAUCUUUCUCACCAAGGCGGUGACAGUGGAAGGAGCCAGUGUGUUGGUCCAUUGUUCAGACGGGUGGGACAGAACCGCCCAGGUCUGCUCCCUGGGGGCGCUGCUCAUGGACCCCUACUACCGCACCAUGAAGGGCCUUAUGGUACUGAUAGAGAAAGACUGGAUCUCCUUUGGCCACAAGUUUGCAGACAGGUGUGACCAGUUGGACGGGGAUCCAAAAGAAGUGUCUCCUAUCUUCACUCAGUUCCUGGAGUGUGUGUGGCAGCUGACAGAGCAGUUCCCACAGGCAUUUGAGUUCAGCGAGUGGUUCCUGCUGCAGAUCCACGAGCACAUCCACUCCUGUCAGUAUGGAAACUUCCUUGGAAACAACCAGAGGCAGCGAGAGGACUUGAAGUGAGUUGAACAAACACAUGAAAGAGGCACUCCUCAUUGCUCAAACGAAACCAUGCUUUAAACAAAUAACUUACAUAAACAUUAAUUAAAUAUGUGGUUGAUUUGGAUA